This is a messenger RNA of Cuculus canorus (common cuckoo), 2584 nucleotides long. RefSeq names its product LIM domain only 3 (gene LMO3). The transcript has 4 exons. The coding region runs from base 495 to 932 and encodes 145 amino acids. Gene Ontology annotation, molecular function: DNA-binding transcription factor binding; transcription coactivator activity. Lineage: Eukaryota; Metazoa; Chordata; Aves; Cuculiformes; Cuculidae. The record is from RefSeq and is a predicted model, not a curated record. Gene Ontology annotation, cellular component: nucleus. Gene Ontology annotation, biological process: positive regulation of transcription by RNA polymerase II.
GGGAGAGAGGUAAAUAGCCUUAAAUCGGAAGGGAGCUGCUUCUCUGUGGUCUUCCACAAGAGCUGCCUGGGCUCUGCUGGCUCAGUAAUAACUGAGUGACCUUUUCUUUUGCUGUAUUAUGUCUGGCUGGUAAGGGAUUGCAUUUUGCAGCUGAUAAAGCCCUGACUUCAUUCAACUCGGCUCCUCACACGCUGCUUUAGGUAAGUUGUCUUCAGCCAGGACGGAGACAGACAGCCUUGGACUGCAAGAUACUAAAAGGAGGACACCUGUAGCUCGGAUGCGGUCAACACAAUUACUUGGCGGAUCCUUGAGGACCUCAUUAUUUUAAACUUAAAGAAUAGCGAUCUCCCUCCCCAUCUCUCCCACCCCCUCUUUAUUUUUUUUUUCCCCAAACAAUGCUUCUUUUUGACCUUUCCCAAGGAGAAGAGCUACAAAGCAGCCACUGUGCUUAUUGAACUGCCUCCCCUGUAUCGCUUAAUUGAGAAGGUAUACAAAUGCUCUCAGUCCAGCCAGACACCAAGCCGAAAGGUUGUGCUGGCUGCAACCGUAAGAUUAAAGACCGGUAUCUUCUAAAGGCCCUGGACAAAUAUUGGCAUGAAGACUGCCUGAAAUGUGCCUGCUGUGACUGUCGCCUGGGGGAGGUGGGCUCUACAUUGUACACCAAAGCCAACCUUAUCCUUUGUCGCAGAGACUAUCUGAGGUUAUUUGGCGUUACAGGAAACUGUGCUGCCUGCAGUAAGCUCAUACCUGCUUUUGAGAUGGUGAUGAGAGCUAAGGACAACGUUUAUCACCUGGACUGCUUUGCAUGUCAACUUUGUAAUCAGAGAUUUUGCGUUGGAGACAAAUUUUUCCUGAAGAACAACAUGAUUCUGUGCCAGACGGACUAUGAGGAGGGUUUAAUGAAAGAAGGUUAUGCACCCCAGGUUCGCUGAUCUGAUGCCACAUCAUUAAGAAUACAAAGCACUAUGUUCUUUUAUCUUUUUUGCUCAACAUGUAUAUAAGAAAUGACACAGGAACCUACUGAAUAGCAUAGAUAUAGGGAGACAGAAUGGUUGCGUGAAAUAAAAGGCGGACUGCAUCUGUAUGUAGUGAAAAUUUCUCCAGUUCAGAGUUGAAUGUUAAUUAAAAAGGUACUGUACAUACAGCCGGAUUCUUUUUGCUUGCUCUUGGGGUUUUUGGUUUGUUUGGGGUUUUGUUUCUUUUUGUGUCAGUUGGCAUGAGAUGUUUAUUUUGGACUAUUGUAUAUAAUGUAUUGUAAUAUUUGAAGCACAAAUGUAAUACAGUUUUAUUGUGUUACCAUUUGUGUUCCUGUUUGCUUCUUUGUAUUGUUGCAUUUAGUACAAUCAGUGUCUAAAUUUACUGUAUAUUUAUGCUUCCUGUAUCUACCAGCUAUUUUAAAUGAGCUGUAUCUUUCUAGUAAAAAGAAUUAAAGAGCAAAUCCCAACCAUUAUGCUACACUUAGAGCUUAAGAAUACUGUUUACAUUAAAACUAUUUAGAAAACUAAUAACUCUAGCAGCACCUGCUGCUAAUGAUGCUAUGGUUAAGGGUCUAUCAGCACUUCUGUUAUAAGCCUCUAUUUUUCAGGGGUUAAGCAUCUGCUAUUUAAUUGCAUAGAUUUUCCUCAAAGAGCACUUUUAUUUUACUACAAAAUUUUGAAAAAGAAAUCUGAUCGGUUUGGGAUAUAUUACAAAAGGUGCAAAAGUUAAUGAUUUUGGGUGCUGCUUUUGUGCCCCUUAGGCAUUCAAAAUGCCUGGAUUUGAUUUUUAAUUUAGCUGGAAAUUAAGCCCUAAUGCAAACCAGUGCCUCUGGGUAUCUUAUUUUAUAUAUAUAUAUAUAAAAAAUAUAUGUUAUUUUUCUGAAGUCAUUUAAUUUUUUGAAGGGUGAAAGGGAGACGACUUCAGUUUAUAUACAUUUUUAAAAUUUCAUAAAAUUUGAGGGUCUCUCUCUCUUUCUUCCCUUUUUAUUUGUUUUAAUCAGGGCUUAACCCUAAAGUUUUCUGGGUCUGUGUACUCAACAAACCCUGGAAAAAAGUGAAACUAGAAGGCACUGUAAAUAGCCCCCUCUGAAGGUCUGUUUACAUUAAGGAAAUGACCCUGAGCUGACACUAGGAGAGUGACUGGUUACUAAUUACCCACCUCAGUGAAUGCUGAAGGUAAUUUAAGUGCUGAUGUAGAUGGGACAAAACUUUGAAAUACCACUACAGAAAGCGAGAGCUACCACACUUAUCUAGGCAGGUACUUUGCUGUCUGUGACAAUAACCUACAGGUUGUUCCCAUCAGUACUGGCAAUUAAAAUCCUUUUGACAGAGGUGGAGUCACUGCUGACAGCUACAGUUGGUAAUCAGUCCACUUUCUAGGAUGGGUGGACUUCUGUUUUUAAAGCCAUGAAGCUAUUGCAUCAGCAGGAUGUCCCCAAGUGCUCAUACCCCUGACAGAGCUUACAGGUGUUUGGCAAAGGAAAACAGGAUGAAUGUUUAAAAAGUUGUUAAAUUCAUAUUUAAUUCAUUUCUCUUUGCCACUGUAAUCUAUCUAAAUGGGAAAACAGCCUGCAUUAAAAAAAAAAAAAAAAAAAAAAAAACAAAAA